This is a messenger RNA of Octopus bimaculoides (California two-spot octopus), 2110 nucleotides long. RefSeq lists its product as uncharacterized. The record is from RefSeq and is a predicted model, not a curated record. Lineage: Eukaryota; Metazoa; Mollusca; Cephalopoda; Octopoda; Octopodidae.
CAGAAAUAUGCUGGCAUGACUUCCAAUAGAUGUUGUGAGAAAUUCGGGACUAUAGUGGCUGUGAUAAAAGCCGUUGUAUCUCGCAGUCUGUUUACCACACACGGAUUAAUAUGCAUUUGGCGUUUAACAGUCGUCAAGAAAAAUCUGCUCUACUGGUGUAUGGGUGGUUCGAUUCUGCUGAUUGUUCUGGAGACCAUCUUUACAUUGAAGAAGAAACGCGGCGGAGAAUGGAAAUGGUUUUGUCCAAGUGUUUUCCUGUAUUUGGCGUACAGUCUACCACCAAUAUGGUUACUGGAACUUGACCUGCUCAAGAGAAGAAUGGAUCAUCGCGUCUCUGGAGGAACAAGGACUCCGUCAGAAGUUCAAAACCUCUCUCUGCUGACACCAAACUUCAAAAUCUCAAUUAUAUUGGAUCCAGAAAAGUGGGUGCGAAUUCUUCAGCAAGUGCUUCUCCUCCUGCUUAUCAUUGGCCGUUGGCUGCUACCGAAAGGUAAGAUCUCAAGAGAACAACUUUCACAAUUGCUACUGGUCUAUAUUGGUAUGGCAGCUGAUAUAAUUGAACUAUUCGAAGCAUUCAAAGAAGAAGUGGUCAAAUACAACUGGACCUUGACCAUCGUUAUUCUCUCCCUUUGGACUGCCAGUUUGCUGCAAUUUACAUUUGUGGUCACCACAUCGAAAGCGCGCCGUCCACGCCCACUCUAUGUUAAAGAAAAGGUAGAAAGCUUGGAAGAAACUAAUUCAAAUAAGACUAACAAGGGUUUGUGUUGUUGUUGCUGUACUGCAGACAUUAUAUCCAUCUUGACGACUAUUAUCUUACAAGAUGGACCAUUCCUUGUGCUACGUAUGUUACUGAUAUUUCGAUACAACGUCUUAAGCUACACCAAUAUAUUCUUUACUUCUAAAAACACGCUCGUGAUUUUGCUUCAAUUUUACCGUUUGGUUGUUUUGUAUUGUGAAAAAAGCAGCGUUUGCAAGAAUACAGCAAAGAGUGAUACAACUACUGAAAAUUCGAAAGUGAACAGCUCGAAUUCCAAAAGCCAAAAGGCAAUCAAUAGGAAACCUAUAAAUACAAAAUCUAGCAGCAAAAAGAAAAAUGGAGCAAGUAUUGAGAAUGAAGUUAAAAAGAUGAAAUCACUCGAAAAAGAUGAUAAUAAUAAAACGGAAAAACAAAAACACAUUAAAAAUGAAAGCUCAGCUGUUAAAGACUCGACAUCAGAAGGAAAUAAUAAAAAGCAAGCUGUGUCGUCUUCGAAACAUUUAGAAGAAUCUGGUACUACUGAAUCUCAGAUAUCUGAGGAACCCGUUACUCCAUUACAUUCUGUCUCUAGAUUCUUGUUGUCGGGAUAUAAUCGAAGUCUUCAUGAUAAUGAUUCCGUUAAAGAGGAUCUCCCUCAAGUGUUAGAAUUAACAAAAACUUUUGACAAUCUUCCUGGUCCUGUUUUGUGGAGUUCUGACGAAGAUGAAUCGAUUCGUUCCAAAUCGCCUCAACGUAAUCUCAAAAUUCAAAGUAAAUCGCAUCAUCCUGUUAAAGGAAGUUUUUCUUCCCAAGAUCCAUCAAAUACGAUUAAAAGAAUAAAUGAUUCUUCCGGUGACAAUUCUCCUCGGUGGACCGCCUCACUUAAACAGGAAGAACAAGAACCAGUGGAUUCAAAAAUUGUUGAGCCAUCACAUGGUGUGAUUCAAAAGCGGAAGUUAAUAUUUCCAAAACUUAAUAAAAAGACGCGAAAAUAGAUUUUUAAAAAUUGAUCUAAAAAUAAGAAAAAGUAGAUAAUCUGGAAGGCAAAACCAUUGUAGAAGAACAUCAAUCUUCGUUGGAAUCAGAUCUUAAAAAUAAAAAUAAAAAUUAUUAGAGAUACGGCUAUAGAGGAAAUACUCAUGGGUGACGCUACAAUUUUGUAAAAUACGUUAGUUUAUAUUAACCUAGUUGAUGCAGAAGAAUAAAAUCUAUGGCAACUGACAUUCUUGUAAAGCUAAAAGGCAUUAAAAGCUCAAAUAAAGUUUUAAGAAAUCAAUUUGUGUCAAUAAUCAGAUCGCAAAAAUGCGAUGGAACUAUUUAAGACUUCAUAGUAGCCGGUUACUAUUUAACAAAUAAACCACAACUGAACGUAAA